Molecule: messenger RNA, 3285 nt
Organism: Camponotus floridanus (Florida carpenter ant)
Lineage: Eukaryota; Metazoa; Arthropoda; Insecta; Hymenoptera; Formicidae
Gene: TM9SF2
Product: transmembrane 9 superfamily member 2
Exons: 15
Coding region: 252-2252 (666 amino acids)
Biological process (GO): protein localization to membrane
Cellular component (GO): membrane
Source: RefSeq, a predicted model, not a curated record
CCCUUCACUGUAGUUGCGUGUGCUCGCGUCUCACGUCUCGAUUCUGGCAUUACUGCAUGACGUGUCAUGGCAGCGUUCGAGAUGUGAUAUGCGUUUGCGUGCGCUCGCGACGACGUUUCGCGCAAUCCCUCGUAAACGAGAGAAACCCGUGGGGUGUAUGAUGCGAUCGGACGCUUUCAUGUAGGAGAGUAUAUUUUAGAACGCGAACGAGACGACAGAAGGCUUUAAGAAGAACAGCUAUUGCGUCGACGAUGACGGCGAUAAGAACGACGACGACGACGACGACGACGGUGAUCUUUUACACGCUAUGCGUAUUUCACGGUGCCUCGGCCUUCUAUUUGCCCGGCCUGGCACCUGUGAAUUACUGCAAGGCCGGUGAGACUACUGCAACCUGCAAGUCUGAGAUUAAACUGUAUGUAAACCGUCUAAACACGGAGAAGUAUGUCAUACCAUAUGAAUAUAGUCAUUUUGACUUCUGUACGGUGGAAGAUGAACCAUCCCCAGUUGAAAAUUUGGGACAAGUUGUAUUUGGAGAACGUAUACGGCCAUCUCCAUACAAGUUGGAAUUUUUAAAAGACAUCAAGUGUGCCUCCACUUGUACAAAAGUAUAUACGGCAGGUGAUGAAAACUCUGAAAAGAAGUUGCAGUUAUUGAGGAAAGGAAUAGCAGUCAAUUAUCAACAUCACUGGAUUGUUGAUAAUAUGCCAGUAACAUGGUGUUAUCAGUUAGAAGAUGAACGACAGUAUUGUAGUACUGGUUUCCCUAUGGGUUGCUAUUCCAAAGAGUCUAGAUCUCAGCAAGAUACUUGUACUAUACAUGGUCCAUACAACAAACCGAAAACUUACUAUUUGUUCAAUCAUGUAAAUCUUACUAUAACGUAUCAUAGUGGUGCUACAGAAGAAUGGGGAUCAAACUUUAAGGAAAACGGUGGUCGUAUCAUAUCUGCAAAAGUAGUGCCUCACAGUAUUAAGCAUGGCAGUACAAUUGAUUGUGAAAGUCAAACACCAUUAGAGAUACCAGCCAAUGAGAUGCCAGAUAGAUUUGAAGUGAAAUACACAUAUUCCGUUAAAUUUGUGAGAAAUAACACGAUCAAAUGGUCAUCCAGAUGGGAUUACAUUUUGGAAUCAAUGCCACAUACAAAUAUUCAGUGGUUUAGUAUUCUUAACUCAUUGAUAAUUGUUCUGUUUCUCUCUGGUAUGGUGGCUAUGAUAAUGCUUCGCACACUGCACAAAGAUAUCGCUCGAUAUAAUCAGGCCUACUUCCAGAUAGAAUCAGGAGAGGAUGCACAAGAGGAGUUUGGGUGGAAAUUGGUACACGGUGAUGUAUUCCGCCCUCCGCGUAAAGGAAUGUUGCUUUCGGUUCUGCUUGGAUCUGGUGUUCAAAUGUUUUUCAUGACGUUAGUUACACUAGCAUUUGCUUGCUUGGGUUUCCUUUCACCUGCUAAUAGAGGCGCGCUGAUGACUUGUGCGAUGGUUUUAUAUGUUUGUUUGGGAACCACUGCGGGAUACGCAGCCGCACGAAUAUAUAAGAGUUUCGGCGGAGAAAAAUGGAAAUCCAAUGUCUUACUUACAUCCAUGCUUAGUCCAGGAAUCGUAUUUAGCUUAUUUUUUAUAAUGAAUUUGAUAUUCUGGGUUAACGGCAGUUCUGCCGCAGUACCUUUCAGUACUUUAAUCGCGCUACUGGCAUUAUGGUUUGGAGUAUCAGUACCAUUAACAUUCAUCGGCGCCUAUUUUGGUUUUAAAAAAAGAGCUUUGGAACAUCCAGUGCGGACUAAUCAGAUUCCUCGACAGAUACCAGAACAAAAUUUCUAUACGCAACCAGUACCUGGUGUAAUAAUGGGUGGCGUCUUACCGUUCGGUUGCAUAUUUAUACAGUUAUUCUUCAUACUUAAUUCUCUUUGGUCAAGCCAAGUGUAUUAUAUGUUUGGAUUUCUCUUUUUGGUUUUCCUUAUACUCGUUAUCACGUGUUCCGAGACGACAAUUCUACUCUGUUAUUUCCAUCUUUGCGCGGAGGACUAUCACUGGUGGUGGCGCAGUUUUCUCACAUCCGGUUUUACUGCUGUAUACUUGUUAAUUUAUUGUAUACACUUUUUCGUCACUAAAUUAGAUAUUGAAGGCGCCAUUUCCACGUUCCUGUAUUUUGGAUAUACGUUUAUCAUGGUUUACUUAUUCUUCCUCUUGACUGGUUCCAUUGGUUUCUUCGCCUGUUUUUGGUUUGUGCGCAAGAUUUAUAGUGUUGUGAAGGUUGAUUAAAUAAAACUGGUGAGAGGCGAGAACAAUGCCUGUUUCAUGAAUGUGGUAAAAUUAGUGCAAAACUGAUUGAAAUGAGAAUGAGCGAUAGUCGAUAUUACAUAAACUGGUAUUAGAACAGAAAAGAAAAAUUUGUUACGAUAAUAAUGAGCGAAUAUUAAUAUACUUUUCGCGUCGUUAUUGUUGAAUUACCUCGUAUUUCAUCAUCAUAAAUAAUAAAUGUGAUUUAUUUUAUUAAUAUAAAAGAGGUACAUUUUUAGAUACACAUCAAUAUCGCGUUAUCGACUAUCUGACAUUCUUCAGAAAUAUUUUUCCGAGUAAACAUCUAACAUACAUUAUGCAUAUUGAUGUGUGUUUUAGAUAUUCGAAAAAAUUAUCUAUUACAUAAGUAUUUUACUUCAUUUUUUGUUUUUGGAACAUUUGAAGAAAUCUUAUACAAUGUGCAGUUACAUUUUGAGUUCAAUAUCUCUCGUAAUAUUAAUCAUUGAUGUUAUAUAAAAUAUCUGACAGAUUAUUUAUAGUUUAUUUAUCUAUUUACUAAAGAAAGAUGCAAAGAUGAUUUCUUUAUUAAAAAUUGAUAAAAGUAUUAAUGGUGAGGUACAUGAGAGAAAAGUACAAUUUCAUUAAAUAAAACGAAACCGUAUCAUGUUUUUCAAAUUAUAUAAAUUUACCCAAGUAAAUGUGUAUAAAUUGAGAACCAAUCUCAAUCAGUCUCUCUUUCUUUUUUUCAUUGUUAUUACUAAUAUUUGUAAUCGUGAUAUAUAUUUAAUAGUCGAUAUGUAUACUUUCUGUAGCUUGAUUUUGUAAAUUAAAAUAAUUACCAUGUUAGCGUUGGCACCGACGAGGUAUUAUCUCGUCGGUGGUAAUGUUAUUAAGAAAAUACAAAUAAAAUUAUCGAAUAAGUUUAUAUAUUUUGUAGAGAUAUUUAUCUUGCCGCGUUUCUACUUCGCGAGAUAUCUUUUGUUAGAAAUUUAUUAAAUACAAUUUUAAGAACAUAACAGACAAUAGACAGUGCUUUGUUUUAAGCAUGAAUGUA